Messenger RNA from Pseudozyma flocculosa PF-1, 1581 nucleotides. RefSeq lists its product as uncharacterized. Gene Ontology annotation, molecular function: flavin adenine dinucleotide binding; acyl-CoA dehydrogenase activity. The transcript has a single exon. The coding region runs from base 1 to 1581 and encodes 526 amino acids. NCBI's taxonomy places the organism in Eukaryota, Fungi, Basidiomycota, Ustilaginomycetes, Ustilaginales, Ustilaginaceae. The record is from RefSeq and is a predicted model, not a curated record.
AUGUCCGCACAGAAGCAGACGACGUCGGCUCCCGCCCGCAAGGAGUACACCCGCGAGGAGGUGGCCCAGCACAACAAGGCCGGCGACAACUGGGUCAUUAUCGACAGCGAGGUCUACAACGUCUCCAAGUUCGCCCAGCUCCACCCCGGUGGCGAGCAGGUCUUCCACGACGAGGAGGUCGCCGGACAGGACGCCACCGACGUCUUCUUUGGCCUCCACCGCCGCGAGGUCCUCGAGAAGCCCCAGUACGCCCGCCUCAUCGUUGGCACCAUCAAGGGCGAGCAGCCCAAGCUCAAGGCCGACCCCGUCGGAUCCCCCUCGCGCGUCCCCUACGCCGAGCCCUCGUGGCUCGCCACGGGCUACCACAGCCCCUACUUCAACGACAGCCACCGCAGGCUCCAGCGCGAGUGGCGCAAGUUUGUCGACGAGGAGAUCACCGAGAUCGCCCAGCGCGUCGAGGAGAACGGCAAGCGCCCCGACGUCGAGCUCGUCAAGAAGCUCGGCGCCAACGGCAUCAACGCCAUGCGCAUGGGCCCCGGCAAGCACCUCCACGGCCGCAAGCUCUUUGCCGACAUCAAGGGCGAGGAGUUUGACUACUUCCACGAGCUCAUCAUCACCCAGGAGCUCGUCCGCUGCGGCGCCCGCGGCUUCGGCGACGGCCUCAACGGCGGCAUGGUCAUCGGACUGCCGCCCGUCAUGAACUUUGGCAGCCAGGAGCUCAAGGACGAGGUCGUCGAGCCCGUGCUGCGCGGCGACAAGUUCAUCUGCCUCGCCGUCACCGAGGCCUUUGCCGGCUCCGACGUCAUGGGCAUCCGCACCUAUGCCAAGAAGAGCGAGGACGGCAGCCACUACGUCGUCAACGGCACCAAGAAGUGGAUCACCAACGGCGUCUUUGCCGACUACUUUACGACGGCCGUCAAGACCGACGAGGGCUUCGCCGUCAUGUGCAUCCCGCGCAGCUGCGGCAACAUCGAGACCAAGAUCAUCAAGACGUCGUACUCGCCCACCGCCGGCACCGCCUACAUCACGUUUGACAACGUCAAGGUGCCCAGCAAGUACCUCAUCGGCGAGGACGGCAUGGGCAUCUACUACAUCCUCUCCAACUUCAACCACGAGCGCUGGGUGAUGUGCUGCAGCACCAUCCGCGCCGCCCGCGCCGCCGCUGAGCAGACGCUCCUCUGGACCAACCAGCGCAAGGCGUUUGGCAAGCCCCUCCACAGCCAGCCCGUCGUCCGCCAGAAGCUGGCCCAGAUGUUUGCCGAGGUCGAGGCCGCCCAGAACUGGCUCGAGAACGUCACCUACCAGAUGUGCAAGAUGUCGUACAACCAGCAGUCCAAGUUCCUCGCCGGACAGGUCGGACUGCUCAAGUCGUGGUCGACGCGCGUCUCGCACAACGUCGCAGACUCGGCCGUCAACAUCUUUGGCGGACGCGGCCUCACAAAGUCGGGCAUGGGCAAGUUUGUCGAGCUCUUUGCCAGGACCUACAAGUUCGACGCCGUCCUCGGCGGUUCCGAGGAGGUCAUUGGCGACCUCGCCGUGCGCAUGGCCCUCAAGCAGAUGCCCGAGAACGCCCGUCUUUGA